This is a messenger RNA of Vairimorpha ceranae, 609 nucleotides long. RefSeq names its product ribonuclease ph-like protein. Bases 1 to 609 code for a protein of 202 amino acids. NCBI's taxonomy places the organism in Eukaryota, Fungi, Microsporidia, Nosematidae. The transcript has a single exon. Gene Ontology annotation, biological process: rRNA catabolic process; U4 snRNA 3'-end processing; poly(A)-dependent snoRNA 3'-end processing. Gene Ontology annotation, cellular component: nuclear exosome (RNase complex); cytoplasmic exosome (RNase complex); nucleolus. The record is from RefSeq and is a predicted model, not a curated record.
AUGGUGAUUACAUUUCAAGAUAAUAUUAAACUUAGAGGAGAUAAUAAAAAUACUUUUUUUAGAGAGGAUGGAAGAUUUAAAAAUGAAAUUAGAAGAUUUAUUAUUAAAAGUGAAUUUCCGUAUACAUCACUACGUCAAGGAAAUUCACAUGUACAGGUAAAGAUAGAUGGACCUAAAGAAGGAUCUAAAUUAUAUUUUUACAUUACUGGAACCACAAAUGAUACUAAAAGAUACUAUGAAUUAUUUUCUAUUUUUGAUAAUAUAUUACUUUUAGAUUCACAACUAGAUAUUUAUGUUAAUAUUUUAGAAGAAGAUGGUAGUUUGUUAAGUACUAUAGUUAAUUGUAUAGUAUUAAGUAUAUGUCACAGUAACAUUCCAUUGAAAGAUUUUCCAUGCAGUAUUACUUAUUCAGAAAAAGGAGUAGAUUUAUCUGCCAGUGAAGAGGGAAGUGGGAGGGUGACUGUAGUUUACCUUAUGAAUAGUAAAAAAUUGGUGUAUUAUAAAGCAGAAGGGAAGAUUACCCUUGAAAAAUUACAGAAUAUAGACGAAAUGGGGAGAAUAGCGAUAGAAGAAAUUUUUAUAAAAAUGAAAGAAUUUUUAAUUAAGUAA